This is a messenger RNA of Mizuhopecten yessoensis (Yesso scallop), 1590 nucleotides long. RefSeq lists its product as uncharacterized. Bases 290 to 1132 code for a protein of 280 amino acids. The record is from RefSeq and is a predicted model, not a curated record. NCBI's taxonomy places the organism in Eukaryota, Metazoa, Mollusca, Bivalvia, Pectinida, Pectinidae. The transcript is spliced from 5 exons. Gene Ontology annotation, molecular function: protein binding.
UCUGUGCCGCUAUAGAUAUAUUACGUGAUAUAUCUAUCUAUAUGUAAUACUCCACAGAGACCAACAUGGCUUUAAUAGCUUUUAUAUUCCUUUCAUAAUAUCUUUCAUCUGGUACAAUGUCAUUAUAUGUUAACAAAUCACUGUGGUUCUUCUGGUCAUUGACUGGAUGUAGUGUUAUUUGUUUUAGUCAUAUACGAAGAUAUGCUCAAUAUGUGUAGGCCAAUUCCUUAUACUACGCAUGUGUAUAGCAAGGUCACAUGUUCCUUGUUGACAACAAAACGACACCACAAUGGCACUUCAGGAAGACGAUGUUAUAAUUCCAAACCUCAAUGCCCCAUGUGAUCAUGACGAGAAAUCAGACGAGGAGUCGAAUAACGAUAAAGAUGAUGUACCACUUUCUCCAAAGCAGCACAGGAAGAUUGAUCCAGGCAUCCUGCCAAACAAUGUGGUUCUUGUAAUUGAGGAUGAACAUCUUCAUGUAAACAAAACUUUACUGGAAUCUGCUUCACCUAUUUUUGAGGCUUGGCUUAAGAAAGAGUGUCAAAAAGACGAAUGCACUGACGACACGAAAAGGGAGCUGAAAUUCCCUGGGAAAACAUAUGAUGAUAUGGUCACAUUCCUAAAAUGUCUUCUUCCCAAUUUUGCUGACAAUGUUACAGAUAAAACACUCGAUACAGUGCUUCCCUUAGCAGAUGAAUAUCGGUCAGAAAAAAUGAUCACAGAAUUUGUAGAAGUCAUCCGACAACGCAUGGAGUCUGUCUCCGAGGUAGAUAUAUACAUACCCCCAUCUCGAAUUGUCACAUACCUACUCUGGAUCGAAAAGUACAACCUUCAAACGGUGAAAGAAGUGGUUGUGAAAUUAGCUUCGUGCCUAAGCGGCGAAGUACUAGAAGCAGAGCCAGGCUAUGAAAAUAUCGGGCUUACACUUCAGAAGGAGAUAUUUACAACAAGAGCAAAGCUACUUGCGAGUCUGUUUGUGAGCAAUGUAACUGAAGCCAAAGAGAGGAUAUAUAAAUUAAAACUCCCAUGUUCCUCAUAUUAUUUGACUGAGUGGAAACAGAAUGUAGCCAAACUUGUGCAACAUGCGUUGGCGUCGCCAAUAUCCGAAAUGUCAACAGUCAACAUGGCCUAAAACGAUCGCUUACAGUAAGAGGUUACGUUCUGGCCAAUACCACGUUUGUUCGGAUAUAUCUGACGAUAUUUUUGCCUCGUUUGCAUGCCUGGAUAUUUGCGAUAGACUUAAUAACUUUGCAAGUAUUGCAAUUGCGAAAAAGAGAAUAAAAUUACUCAAAAUAGGAAAGGCCGAUUUCAAAUUUAUUUGGUCAAAAUAUUAUUCAACCGACAGCAGUAAUACAAAUGCUACCAUGGAACGACUUUCGCAAGUCUUCGAAUGAGACUUUUUUCAUAUGGACAAAAUUUGAAUUAAGAAGGUAAUUUCCUUUGCAAUUGAAAUCAUCGCGACAGAUAAUGAAAUGUGACAAUUAUAAAACAAAUUAAAGAUUUACAAAAUAAAAUCAACAAUGGUUUUCUGUGUGUUACAAUUUCAGAGGGGCUACAGCGGGACUCGAACCACAGACUUCAGAGUGUUAU